AUGCCCCAGUGGUCUGGGAUAGUGGGGUCUUGUUUUGCCCAGAAAUGUAAGGGCGAGGACGUUGCCAGUGCUACUUCUUUGGCUUACUCUUUGUGUGAGAGCGCUGGUGCUAAUAUCUGGAUGAUGCCUGCUUCGGUUUCUACGGAGCUUUCGCUGGCUGCUGGCACUUGGCAGGUUGCUGCUGCUACGACGAAGGACUCGGACUUUGGCGAUGGUGCCAAGUUGCUGUCUGUGCUUAAGACAGCUAAGGACGAGGAUAAGACCAAGGACGAUAAGAGCCUGACGAGUUCUAAGGCAAGCAGUGAGACUUCUUCUGGUUCGUCUGCUACCACCACUGGUUCUUCGUCUACUGGUUCUUCGUCUACUGGUUCUUCGAGCUCUGCUUCUGGCUCGUCUUCUGACUCCGGUGCUAGUUUCCAUGGAACUGGUCUUUUCGGGCUUAUUCUUGUCGGUGUGCUUUCGUUGCUCCACUAG
This is a messenger RNA of Candidozyma haemuli, 474 nucleotides long. Its product is annotated as CFEM domain-containing protein. The coding region runs from base 1 to 474 and encodes 157 amino acids. The transcript has a single exon. NCBI's taxonomy places the organism in Eukaryota, Fungi, Ascomycota, Pichiomycetes, Serinales, Metschnikowiaceae. The record is from RefSeq and is a predicted model, not a curated record.